Messenger RNA from Drosophila kikkawai, 7305 nucleotides. RefSeq names its product serine-rich adhesin for platelets. The record is from RefSeq and is a predicted model, not a curated record. Lineage: Eukaryota; Metazoa; Arthropoda; Insecta; Diptera; Drosophilidae. Gene Ontology annotation, cellular component: cytosol.
GUCUCCUUGGGCUGGUGCAACUGUGAAAAUGUGCGGAGCGUGUCGCCUGUGAAAGCCUUGAUAAUUUCCCUAUAUAAUUUUUAUUUUUCGUUUCGCAUUUCGCCUGAUUUGUUUACGCGUUCGUCUCUCGUCUAUCGUCUGCCGUCGCGUGAAAAACUCGUAUAUACUCUGUGUGACGCAGCAGCAGCCAAUCAAAGUGAAAUCACCGAAAACAGCUUUAAUUGUGCGUGGGCCCAGGCUCACUGAAUUAUCUAAAAGAUACAAGAUACUCAAGUGCAUCUGCCAAAGUGUGUGUGUGUGUGUUUUUGUCUGAUACGAACAAAGGAACUUGAGAAAGUUCUCUUUGAAUACGAAUUUUAUGGGAUUAUCUAAUACGCCAUCGUUUCGUGAGAGAGAAAACUUACGCAUCGAGCAAAACAACAUUUAUAAAUAGCGGAAAACUACGAAGAAAUCAAAAUGAAAAGUGCAGCGUAGAAAACAAAUCGAAGCCGUGGAAAUCCAAACAAAAUGUGCAACCAAUCAAUGGAGUUGAACCCUUAAAAAAAUAUAUAUCAAAGAAAAAGAAAAAAUAAAAGCAAGAGCCCAAACACUAAAAAUAAAGGCAGAGCCAGCGCGGAGACACUCUCAGAACUUGGCAACAUCGCAGCGUUGGUCCGCAGCAGAUUGGCCAAAAAUAACCAGGAACGGCAGCAUCAGUCCGUGCAACUAGAUGUUGUUGCUGCUGCUUGCCUUCAUCAUGAGAUUCGUAGACAUUUCCAAACGCUGUGCCGCCUGCUCCAGGGCCGGCAUCGAUUGCCCGCACAACGGCGGCAGCGGCCACAACGCCAACAGCAACACGGCCUGCUGGCAACAUGUUGCCACUGCGGCGACCAGCAAUAGCAGCAGCACCAGCAGCGGCUGUGACAGCAAUAGCUCCUCCAAGGAGAACUACUAUGUGCCGCAGCACCAUCUUCAAAAGCAGCAACAUCGCCAGCGGAACGGCAACAUUACCGUGACGCCGCAGCAACUCGAGCAGAUACGCUUCUAUCAGCGCAUGCAGCAGCAGCAGUUGCAGCAGCAAUUGAUGCUGCGGCGACGCCUGCAACAACAGUUGCGGGAACAGUGUGUGCCAUCUGCCACAUCCAAAACAACAACUACUUCGGCGGGUCUGACCUGCAAUCAACAGUAUUUGAGGCAGCAGCGUCUGCUGCAACAACAGCAACACCAGCGAUAUGUGGACCACAACAGCAACAAUGACAAUGAUUAUUUGAACAACAACAACAAUCUAAACAACCUGAACAACAAUUUAAACAACAACAAUUGGAGCCACAACAUUAACCAACAAAACAAUGGCAAUUUUGUCGGUCAAGGACCAAAACUUCGACGUGGCAUGACAGAAUUCUCAACAAACAACGAUCACAGCAAACCGCAUUUCACCGCAUCUCAGCAGAAACCGCUCCAGAACUCACCCAUCCACCAGCAGUCAUUUGCCCUAUCCAACCCCAGCUCUCAUCCUCAUCUGCUUCAACGCUUGGCCCAACAGCAACAUCAUCAUAAUCACCAACAUAACCCACAGCAACGACCCCAUCAGUUCCAGCAGACUCUGCCCUUCAGCCAGCUACAACACAACAACGGCAACAACACGGCUAGCCACAUUCUCUCCGGAUCGGGAUCGUUGCCACACACCCCGCUUAGCUACCGUAAUCCUCUGAACAGUCCCAGCAACGGCCCGUUCGGCAACACGGCGCAGACGACGACGACGACGAUCGGAAAGCGGUACCAGCAGCAACAGCUGACCGACCGCCUGCUGCAGCAGCAACACCUGCAGCAGUGCCAGCAGCAGCAACUGCAGUCGCUGGGCAGCGAUGCGGAGGAGGAAUCCAUCGGUGAGGAACUGAGCGAGGAGAGCCUCAAACAAAAUGUGGCCAUCGUGCUGAGCAACUUGGAUCGCUACAACAACGCGCUUCGCAGCAUCAUAUUGAAUGAGCAGGUGAGCAGCCUCAUCAGUCCCAGCAGUCAGUCGGGCAGCCUCUUCCUCGGCGAAGACACGGGCAGCCUGCUCUACUGCGACAACAACAGCAACGAGGAGGACCCGGUGGGUAAUAGGAAGCUCCAGGGCAACAAUAACUUUGUGCUGGGCAAGAUGGCGGCCACGCCGGAAUCGGAUUACAACAGCAAUGCCACCACGCCAGGAGGUCGCAGCAGCAGCGAACAGCAGCAGCAACUCGGGGUAGGUGAUGCUAGGAUGCUUUGUGGUGGUGGAGGGAUGCGGGAAACUACUAAUGGCGGUGGCGGUGGCAAUGGUGGUGGCGUCAACAAUCUCAACUGUUCGCUGGCCUCGUCGCACGACUUUACUCACGACAAUUCCGAUUACCAGUGGUUCCUGGACUAUGGCUAUCGAGAUGGCUGUGGCGGGAUGCAGCGCAGCGUGCUGAGCUCCCUCUCGGCCUCGUACAAUGCGAUGGGGGAUCUCAUCUACUACGAGGACCUCGCCAAGAACCUGGACGCCAACCUGGCCGAGGUCGAUAUGGAGAGUUUCCGGGCCGAGGACAUACAUUCCCUGCUCUCCCAGCUGCCUGCCUACUGCAAGAGCCUGGGCGGAGCCAAUAGUCGCCUGCAGCAGUCGCUGCUCCUCCAACAGCAGCAGCAACAGCAACAGCAGCAGCACCAGCUGCAGCAGCAACAGUUGUUGCACCACAGCAACAUGAUGCCGCACAACAUGUCCCAGACGUCGACCACCUCCACCAACGAACUGAUCGACAACUCCUUCUGCAAAUCGGAGUUGCUCUUCUCGCCGGUGCGGGAGUCGCACAUCUCGGUAGACUCGCUGGACAUGGACGCCUAUCCGGACGACGGGGAGAUCAUACUCACCUGCAACAAGGACAACUACACUAUAGCCUUCGAGGGUAGUGUGCUUUACUCAGACGACAGUUUCUACGCGGAACCUAGUGACAUUGCCGCCAGGAAUAAACAGAACUGCAUAAACUUGCACAGCAAUCUAGACGAUAUUGUGAAGCGCAACAAGGCCCUGGAGGUAUCCAUGUCGCGAUCGGCCCAGGCCUUUCAACCACUCUGCCCCAUGUCGCCCAAGGGCCAGGCGGCUAUAGCGGCGGCGGCCAAGCUACAGCGACGCUCGUUAUUCCUUGUUUCGCCCGCCCGCAGGUAUCCUUCCGGGAACAACAACACCGAGACCAUCACGAUCACCCGGCACCUACCACAGUGUUCGGUGCGGAAGAGCAAUAGCCUGCCGAAUCUGCAGAGCGAGGAACCGAUGGCCGGCAGUUGCCUGAAGGAGCAGCACCAGCAGCCGGAGGAGAGUGGCCAGCAGGCAGCUCCGUUGAACGUCUCCCAGGCGAUUAGCACUUCCACCAUGGAGUCGUGCAAGUCCAGAUCUCGUAACCUUUUGCCCAUGUGCCAGAUGCCCAUCUCCAUCAGUGUGUCCGUUUCGGAGCGACUGCAGCAUCAGGCUGACCAACAGAUCACGCCCAUCCAGCAGAUCACACCCACAUCCCAGCAUCAGCAGUCGCAGCACCACUCGCACCACCAUCGCCACAAACAUCGUUGCAGUUGCUCUCAGGAGAGCCAGAACUUGCACAUCUCCGGCUCCGCCUCCUCGGGCAACUCCUCCAAUCCGCCGGCCUUCAAUCUAGUCAAGUUGUUCAUCAAGCAGAAGAGCACCAACAGCAGCGGCGGUCAGGAGGACUUGGUCGCACAGGCGAGUGCUCACACGUGCAUGGACGUCUCCUCCGGCUGCUGGCCCUCUAGCGAUGCCGCGAGCUCGAGCAGUGGCUCUCUGGAGCAGCGCCUGCGCAAGAAGAGCAUGAAUGACUCGGGCAAGGGUUCGGCAGUGAGUCGCCACGACGAGGAGGAGAACUAUCCAGAACAGGAGACUCCGCGACGCCAGUUGAGAAACCGUUUGGAGGCCGUCUUUUACGAUGAUGUGGCCACCUCCAGUUCCACGGGAUCGCUCACGGCCACCAACUCACCAGCGCAUCGUCGCCGCAGUAUGCCAUUGAGGAAUCCCCAGCUCUACCAGCUGGCAGCCCAGGUUUCCACAGGCAGCCAGAUGUCCUCGGAGGCGAGUUCAGAGCAGCUAACUCAGGUGCCAAGGCGCGCGGAUGCGGGAUGCGGGCCCAGCACGCGUCCGUUGUCCUGUGCCUCUAGCUCCGAGAUGAUUACGCGCUCCAUGCAGACCUCCUGCGGAUCGCUGAGCACCACCAGGAGCAGCCUGAGUGAGCGCUAUCGCUGUGUGCCGCCCUCGUUCCUCGAGAAGCUAAACAACUUGGGCGAAGAGCGACAGGCGCCGAUUUACGUGAUCUAUCCGAACUACGCGCUGCCCGACCUGGGAUUCGUGAAGACCAAUGCUAGCACGGAUGUGAUCUUCUCGCCCUUUAACUACAAGAUGACGCUGGACGGGGCGGCGGGCAGUGCCGGCAGCUCGGGAUCUCUAAAGAAGCAGCAGCGCAGUAGUAGCCAGAGUGCAAGUGAGGAUGAGAUUCUCAAGACGCUGGACUACAAGCACGUCUCGGACUGGCAGUCGCUGGCCACCUUGUUGCCGACGGAGUACCGCCGGCGGCUACAGCACAUUCCGGAGGUGAAGCAUCUGGUGCGGCAGCUGGACGCGGAGCUCUCGCAGCGUCCGCUCUUCUGCAUGUCGCCGCCCAUUCGGCGCAACCGCUCACACAUCUGCGACUGCGCCAAGUACUUCCAGGGACAGACCCAGAUGGACGAGGCCUCCAGUUCGGGAUCGAGUCAGCAGCCCAGCUCUGGCUAUCGCGGCUCGUCCACACUGCUGACCGACUCCGAGUUGGAUACGGAUCCGCUGAAGCAGAUGUAUGUGUACCAAUAUGAUCAGCAGCGCAUGGACUCUGGUGUGGAGACGAGUCCCGGCAGUCAGCCGACUCAGACACCGCCACAGCCCAUGCCCAGAAGCAUUCUGCGCAAGGCACACUCAGCACAGGCGCGUUCUAAGCGCAAUUCCAUGAUCGAGGCACAGCAGACGCAAAAGCUGACCAAGCUCGAGAAGCGUCGCAGCCUGCAGGAGCCGCCGCAUAACUAUGCGCUGGGGUCCAACGACGAGCUGGCGGAUGUCUUCGAGGAGGAGGAGCACUUACCACAGGCGCAGCCGGUGAAACAGCGGCUGUCCCGCAAGGAUCUCGAUGCCAGGGCUCGCGCCGAGAACUUCCUGGCUUCGCUGCCGCGCUCCGAACUGAAGCACUAUGCCGAGAUUGCGGCCAUCCUGGAGUCUUCCGGCGAGCAGGUGACCUACGAUGCGGCCGCUCUUAAAAAGGAAGUCAGCCGGGUGCUCAGCCAGCAGAAGAAGGUCUCCUUUAAUGACGAGGGUGUAGCUGCCGGCCUACAGCCGCAGCAUGCUCAGCGCUUUGCCACGCCACCCAAUUCCCCCAACAUUUCCGUGGCAGCACUGCAGCGUCGCGAAACGCUGGACGUGAUGGAGCAGCGCAAGAUCGAGAGCAAUCGCUUCAAGCGCUUGCAGAUCCAGUGGGAGCUGAUGAGCAAGGACUCCAGCAUGCUCAAAGAGCUGGCCAGCGAGGCGGCCACCAAGAGCGGUGGCUCCACGCCCACCUCGGCCAACUCGACGGGUUCCAAUUCGGCGCCCAGGUCAAGGAUUCCGCGGCCAGUGAGCUACCCAGCGGGCAGGAGUACCACGCCCACUUCCUCAAAAACUAUUCCCGUCAUGGGCACGCCUUCGCCGGCCCGUGCCGCUGCCACCACCCCCAAGACUGUCACUAAAAGUCACAACAAACCCGCUCUUGUCUCCUCCCCCCGCCCACACAGACUCACCAGCGCCCAGGAAGCAGCCAGUGGAGCCAAGGUUAGCACCCGAUCGCCCAGCAGAAUGGUGCAGCCGAAGCGUUAUAGUCUGGCCGGAGCGACCACACCCACAUCCUCCGCCACACCAGCGUCGGGAAGGGCGCGUACGCCGACCAAUCGAGUAGCGGUUACGGCGCCAAAUACGCCCAAGCGUCAAGGUGUUGCCCAAUCGCCCAGACCCACCUCGCGAGUGCGUUGAGCGUCCAAACGAGUCCAAGAGCGUCCAAGCGUCAUCCCAAUUAGUCAACGGCAGACGACAGACGGCGAUUAGCAGCAAACCCCGAUAAACCAACAAAAAACAGCAUAACAUAGAAAAACAUAUUCAACAAACAAACAAUGCAACAUUGUAAAAUUCUAGACUAAGGCUUUGUGUGCGGCUCGAUUGCUUAGUUACUGUUGGCCCGGAAAGUGAUAUUUAGAUGGGAGAGCAGGGAUCAGGGAGCGAGAACUGAUGGCGAGAUGUGCUGGUAUCCUUUGAUUGAUUUCGUUGUCCUGAUUUGCGUUAGAGCGUACAAGUGUGAGAAGUAGCUAAAUUUUCUCUUUUUUACCAAGUAUACAUAAUGAAAUCUAAACAUAUGCCAAGUACGCGUAAAUUAAACAAAUAUUUUGAUGUAUAUACACAGCAUACGACAUACCACAUAUAAAUGCGUAGAUGCUUUGCUACCCGACCCACAAGAAACUGAUACAAAAGUGUAUAAAAUAUUUUCUAUACCGUAUGCAAGAUGGCAUAGUAUACAGUCAAUACUCGAGCUAACAUUACUUAAAGCAUACCAAGCAGGAAGAGCUAAGCAGAUACACUGGGCACACACCCAGAUACAAUAAUUGAAGAGCUCAAGAGCGGAUCCAAUCGAUAUUAGGCAAUGUCUAAGCCCCGGGUGCAUUAGAAUAAAUAUUUUUGUUGCUCUUUCCAUGCUCUCGCUGAUCUGGAAAUGUAUUUUCCACAUAUCUAUGGCCUUUGAUGCACCAGCAGCAGCAACUGGUGUUUACUAAAUGAUUUGCAGUCUUUGAUUUUUGAUUUUUAUUCUGUCGCAAGCUCAAGAAAAUCCCUAAUUCGUUGGGUUUUUGUUCGCUUUUUAAGCUGGGACUCUCUCUUUCUUAUUUGUAACGAGCUUAUGCUGUUGGGCCCAACAGCUCAAGGUGAUUUCAAAUUGUACGAUAUAUAUGUUAACAGCCUACACUUACUAUUAAUCUUACUCCCCUUCAUUUGUAACUAUAAAAAAUGCCUAUCAGUCCGUAUGACUUAACUUUAAUUGGUUAUUCAUCUAAUUUGUAACUCAUAAGCCUAAGUCAAGCACUCUUUUCUAUCCUUAAUUGUAUAGCUACACUACUAUUGUAUUAUCUACGAGCGGAAGAAACACAUAUUAUAGAUUUGCGGGAGAACAUGUAUCACCAAAUGGAUAUGCGGAAGUAUAUAUUAUGUAUUAAACCGAAAACAAAACCAACAAAAAAAUGUAUAAAAAUACAAAAUCAAUAAAAAUAUUAAUAAACAUGCAA